AUGUACCUUCUCACCAUUAUUUUCCGCAGUCUAGUUGCGAUUGCUGUCUCUGCAGCCAUACCGACCGUCGAAAAUACCGAUUUACCAUGGCCACUCGUACCACCCCAAGGUCUCUACGAAGCAAAAGCCGACAUUGUGGCCGCAUCUCCAGGAGAAGCAUUUGAUACUACCUCAUUUGGCAUACGUCAAGAACAUGAUGCCGAGUACGCAAAACGCGGAGCCCCCGGGAUUGGGGGACACAAAAUUCUCCACAGCAAUGUAUGCAUUUUCCCUCACACUGUCACACACUGCAAAUUGGCAAUACAAUUUUUUAAUGACAUGCAACAUAAACAGACUCUCUGCUGUAAAGACAUUGAAAACCGCGGGUGGAAUUAUGCAUGGAAUGGUUGUGCUUUAGAGAACUCGUUGUUGAUAAUAGGGAUGAAAGAGUUCUAUGUACCACCAGAAAGCUGCAUCGCUGCAUCAUGCUAUGAUGAGUCAGAAAUUUUAUUAUGCAAUGAUAACUCGGUUCAAGUUACUAUAGAAAGUUCAAGAAUAGGACUUCACAUCUCUUCUAUCCUGGGGGCGUGUACCGAGUAUAACGAUAAGGGACAUUUCUCUUGUGGCCAGGAGUUUAACCCUACCGCAAAUUACAAUGUCAUCGUCAGACGGCUAGAUUCAAAGUUCAUCUGCAAACCACCAGAGGGGUAUAAGCCUUCCAGUUCUGAGAGUUGUAAAGAUCAUUCCCGCCCAUCGACUAAAGGAUGA
Messenger RNA from Glarea lozoyensis ATCC 20868, 747 nucleotides. RefSeq lists its product as uncharacterized. NCBI's taxonomy places the organism in Eukaryota, Fungi, Ascomycota, Leotiomycetes, Helotiales, Helotiaceae. The record is from RefSeq and is a predicted model, not a curated record. The transcript is spliced from 2 exons. Bases 1 to 747 code for a protein of 248 amino acids.